AUGGUUGAAUGUACUUCAUCAAAUGAUGACUACAGUCAUGUAUUCACUCCGACACGAUAUAAUGACAAUUCAGAUGAUCAAACUCAAAUAUCCUGCGCCGAACGUCUUGUAUCCAUCCUUGAUGAAGUUCAGCAAAAUUUAGAGGCCGAACAUGAGUAUCAUACGCCAAAAAACGUGUUUAUUCCCGAAAUGAUAAUGUCGCGAAGUCUGAUUCACCAAGAAAUAAUUGAUGCCUAUGAAUAUGAUCCAUCCGCUGCAGGCUUUCAAAUGUCUACCAUUGAACCCUUCUAUGGCACGAUCGAUAAUGAGGAAAAGAUACUCGAUCAUCAACCGGAAUUGAUCGAUUUCACAUGCUCACCAGCCCUCCCAACGAAGAGCCAUGUACCAUUCCCUGUGAGAUCCGAUCAGUCAUUAGAUGGACUUUUGGAGGAACUACGCUUUCAGCCAGAAAGUUCAAACAAAUUUUACAAACGAAUUCAAACUUGGCGUGAAUGCCUGGCACUCGACACCUACGAUGCCGGCCUAACCAUUGCAUUUAUUGUCGUUAUAUUCGUUGGUGUUUUUGGAGGGUCACUGCGUUACAAAACGAACCUAGCAUUCUCACAAGUUAGAAUGCCAGCACAA
Molecule: messenger RNA, 624 nt
Organism: Mesorhabditis belari
Lineage: Eukaryota; Metazoa; Nematoda; Chromadorea; Rhabditida; Rhabditidae
Source: the annotation of a GenBank genome assembly